CUGAUUCGUCCUUCACGAUAAAAGUGGUACUUUUUAAAGAAGGAACAGUGUGCACGAGUGUGCAUGCCUAACAGGUACGAUUUUAGAGUUUGACUUAAAAUCCAGACGGAUAGACAUCCUCUAAAUGUACGGGAAAGCUCGCAGGUGAGUAUGGGAACAAUGCUGCUGCUUCUGCACGUGCAUGCGUCAAGUGCAAGCUUUACAAGUUUUAAGAAGCUUUAAAAAACACACUGCGUUUACACUACAGAGCCCUGUGCACUACAUAGUGUCCCUGAUCCUCUAUUCGAGGUAACCCGAGGUAACCUGGUUCACAGAACCAGAAAAUAUAGUGCACUACAUAAGAUGUAGGCAUUGUUUUAUACCCUAUGUAGUGCACGUGCAGCUGAAACCCAAACUGGACAAAAAGUACACCAUGAAGGUCUACAAGCGAUAAUGUAAUAUUCUUCCACUGCCACACUGCCAGUGCACUUAUAUGGGGUAUAGGGACCUGUUUGGGAUUUAUCCCCGUUCGUUUUAUACACACACACACACACACAGAUAACGAUUAAAUGAUUUCAUCUAUAAGACUGUUUCCCCGCAUACAUGAUCCACGUUGCAGUGUGUGUGUGUGUGUGUGUGAAUGCUCAGACACGCGCGGUGUGUUUCACACUUCGCGGUUACCCGCGUGGGAGUAGGAGUGGGAGGAUUGUCUCGAGGACUGACUGACUGGCUGCUGGCGCGAAGGAGUGAGAUAGGGAGAGUGUAGAGACCAGCAACGGAUCGGACAGUGUCGGUGUAUGCGCGCGCGUGUGUGUUUGCGCGAGACGUUAAUGCCUAAAGGACAAGCUCGCGGUGCUCUCACCGUUUCAUCGCAGCAGCAGUAGCAGCAGCUCCUGGGUCCACAUACCGAAAAUACUGAGCACAACUCGCGCGCCUGUGUGCGUCUGUAUGUGUGUGUGGAUAUAUGCCGUGUACAUAGAACUGUGACUGGACAGCGCGCGACCUUUAACGGAUCAUGGGGAGAAAUUGAGCGCUUGCCAAAGGUUUCCAUAGCGACGAACUCCCGCCCCAGGAACCAUGGUCUCUCCAGCGAUUUCCGGAACUACUGGAACUAUCACCUGUAUGUGUGUGUGAGUGAGUGUGAAAUGUACCUGAACAGCGGCAAGCCGGAAGGGUGACGCACCUGAGUGACACACACACACACACAUAUCUGCUGCUUAAAACCACCUGCCUUAUUGUGUCUUUAUACAAUGGCGUCUUCUGCUCAGCCUCAAACACACACACUCUUAAUUCACAUGGCUCACACACGCUGCAGCGUAUGGAAACCCAUGUUGUCGACCUCGUCACGUUCGUCCUCGCUGAGAGGCAGAAAGACAGGAGUAUAGCAGGAGUAUAACUUUUUUUUUUGCUUCGGUCAGUCCCCGUGUCUCGUUUUUCCUCCUGCCUCUCUCUAAUCCCCUGCACCAGAGAGGUGAAAACGGAGCAUUUUUUAUCAACUGUCUCACUUUAAGACAAAACAAAGGCCAGAUUUUUCCCCAUCUAUUUUGGUGCACAGUUUUUUCUCAGAAUGGACACCACUGUGAGUGUCCUUGCUGUUGUGGCUGGGAGAGUGCGAUCUUGUUAAAGAGGAAAUACAAAUAGAGAAAGAAGAACGUUUCAAAAUGGCUGCUGCACUCCUUCCCCUCUUCCUGGUUCUGAUGUCUGUCCCGCUCUUCCUGUCAUCCCUUCAGUCAAACGAACGUCGUGUGGUAGCCUACAUACCUGGCGACUUGAUCAUCGGUGCUCUGUUCUCCGUCCACCACCAGCCGGCGGCAGACCGUGCCCAUGAGCGCAAGUGCGGUGCCGUGCGUGAGCAGUAUGGCAUCCAGCGUGUCGAGGCCAUGAUGCUGACACUCGAUCGUAUAAACGCCGACCCGGACAUCCUGCCCAACGUUACGCUCGGCUGCGAGAUACGUGACUCCUGCUGGCACUCUGCUGUCGCGCUCGAGCAAAGCAUCGAGUUCAUACGUGACUCGCUCAUAGCCGCCGAGAGCCCCACGCCCGCGCCACUCGAUCCUAUUUCCGAAGACGCGCCAACUGGGGGCGGGGCUAAGUGUACCGAAGGCCUGCCUCCAAAGGGAAAGAAGCCAAUCGUGGGCUUGAUUGGACCUGGCUCAAGUUCGGUGGCCAUUCAGGUGCAGAACCUGCUGCAGCUGUUUAACAUCCCUCAGAUUGCUUACUCAGCCACCAGCAUGGACCUGAGUGACAAAUCGCUGUAUAAAUACUUCAUGAGGGUCGUACCAUCUGACGCGCAGCAGGCCAGAGCCAUGGUGGACAUCGUCAAGCGCUACAACUGGAGUUACGUCUCCACCAUUCAUACAGAGGGAAACUAUGGUGAAAGUGGAAUGGCAGCGUUUAAAGAGAUGGCUCUAAAGGAAGGGAUCUGCAUCGCACACUCUGAUAAGAUCUGGAGUAAUGCAGGCGAACAGAGCUUUGACCGUCUGCUUGCGAAGCUGCGCAGUCGUCUGCCCAAGGCGCGGGUGGUGGUGUGUUUCUGCGAGGGCAUGACCGUCCGCGGAAUCCUCAUGGCCAUGAGACGUCAGAACCUCGCUGGGGAGUUCAUGCUCGUUGGCAGUGACGGAUGGGCGGAUCGUUAUGACGUGACUGACGGCUACGUGCGCGAGGCAGCCGGUGGGAUCACAAUCAAACUGCGCUCCUCAGAUGUGAAGUGGUUUGAUGAUUACUAUUUAAAACUACGUCCUGACAACAACCUGCGCAAUCCGUGGUUCCCUGAGUUCUGGCAGCAUCGUUUCCACUGCAGACUAAAGGGUCAUCUUCAGGAGAACCCUAACUACAACCGGACCUGUAGCAAGCGGGAUUCUCUGCGGCAGCAGUACGCCCAGGACACUAAGAUGGGUUUUGUAAUAAAUGCGAUUUACAGCAUGGCAUACGGGCUUCAUAAGAUGCAGAGAGUUCUCUGUCCUGGGAUGGUGGGACUCUGUGAUGCCAUGCGGCCAGUCGACGGGUCCAAACUACUCGAGUUUCUCAUGAAGACCAACUUCACUGGCGUCAAUGGAGAGAACAUCUACUUCGAUGAGAAUGGAGAUUCACCGGGAAGCUAUGUGAUCAUGAACUUUAAAAAGAUGGGGAAAGACUACUAUGACUACACUAACGUGGGCAGCUGGGAUAACAGCGGCCUGCAGAUAGACGAUGACGAAAUCUGGCCGAACAAAGACAGUGUCGUUAAGUCUGUCUGCAGCGAGCCCUGUGAUAAAGGACAGAUCAAGGUGAUCCGAAAGGGCGAGGUGAGCUGCUGUUGGACCUGCACUCCCUGUAAAGAGAAUGAGUACGUGUUCGACGAGUACACGUGUCGAGCCUGCGAACUCGGAUCCUGGCCUACUGAUGACCUCACAGGUUGUGACCCAAUCCCUGUGGAGUAUCUGCACUGGGGUGACCCGGAGCCGAUUGCCGCGGUGGUUUUCUCCUGCCUUGGCCUCCUGGUGACGUUCUUUGUGGCAGCCGUGUUUGUGGUGUACCGCGACACACCCGUGGUGAAGUCGUCCAGCCGUGAGCUCUGCUACGUCAUCCUGUUCGGGAUCGGCCUGGGCUACAUCUGCACCUUUUGCCUGAUCUCGAAACCCUGCAUUGUUUCCUGCUUCCUGCAGCGCCUCGGAGUGGGCCUGGCACCCGCCCUGAGCUACUCGGCUUUGGUCACCAAAACCAACCGCAUCGCUCGCAUCCUGGCAGGCAGCAAGAAGAAGAUCUGCACCAAGAAACCACGCUUCGUGAGCUCAUGUGCCCAGCUAGCCAUUUCCUCCUUCCUGGUCAUGGUGCAGCUCGGGAUCAUCGUCACGCUGCUCGUCCUGGAGCCACCAGACGUUGUCUUCCACCAUCCGUCCAUCCGAGAGGUCAAGCUCAUCUGCAACACUAGCAACUUGGGUGUGGUUGCACCACUCGGCUACAAUGGCGUGCUCAUUCUCAGCUGCACCUUCUACGCCUUCAAGACGCGCAACGUGCCGGCGAACUUUAACGAAGCCAAACACGUGGCGUUCACCAUGUACACCACGUGCGUCAUCUGGCUGGCGUUCGUGCCCAUCUACUUCGGCUCGGAUUACAAGAUUGUGACAACAUGCUUCUCCGUGAGUCUGAGCGGCACCGUGGCACUCGGCUGCAUGUUUGCACCGAAAGUCUACGUCAUCUUGGCCAAGCCUGAGCGUAACGUUCGGAGCGCCUUUACCACAUCGACGGCAGUGCGCAUGCACGUGGGACGGGGCAAAAAGACGCCGCCGCCCACCAGCAGCCUCGCAAACCUGUGGAAGAGACGGCCCUCGUCUGGGGACACACUCAGCUCUAACGGUAAAUCAGUGACGUGGGCUCAAACGGAACGCAACUCCAAAGGUGGCCACUUGUGGCAGCGUCUCUCCUUCCACAUCAAAAAGCGUGAGAAUAACCAGACGGCCGUGAUCAAGCCUUUCUCCAAGGCGUCAGAGGACGUGACGCCUGAAAGUGCUACCGAUAAAAUGCUUUACGAAGUGGCGGAGAGCGAGGAGCGAUAUCCGAUUACGUAUCGGCCUCAGACUCCGUCACCAAUCAGCACGGUGAGUCAGAGGACGGGAGAAAUUCUAGGGCGGAGCCAAGGACCUGAUGAUGAACAGAUCAUUAGCGUUUCCUCGUACGUCAGCCAGUCGUCCCAGAGAGAAAGCGGAUCAUGUGCGGGAGGGGGGGUUGGAUCCGCUGGGGGCGUGGUUGUUAGUGGAGCUGCUGGAAUCGGGGGCGGAGUCUGUAGCUCCUCCCAGGGUUCUCUAAUGGAGCAAAUCAGCUGCGUUGUGAACCGUUUCACAGCAAAUAUCAGCGAACUAAACAGCAUGAUGCUUUCAAGUUCACCAUCGCGCCCUGCUAAAGUCCCGCCCCCUUACUUCCUGUCCCGAGAUAUGUCCAUGCCUGCAACCAUGACCACCUAUGCUGAAAUUCAACCCCUUCCACCUGUGGAAUCGAAUGGUGGUCGUCCAUCCACUUCCUGUCCCCUCGGAGGUCCUCCGGGCGUCAAAGAAAAUAUUUUGGAAACGACGGUCCACGAGUCCCAGGCUCCGAAAGGAGAGAUGGAGGACAUUCUGGCACUGACUCCUCCCUCGCCGUUUAGAGAUUCUGUGGCAUCAGGAAGCACCUCGAAUUCUCCUGCGUCUGGAUCAUCCCCUAAAUACGAGUGCUUGGUACUGCGGCACUACAGCCAGAGCUCCUCGUCCUUAUAAGGACCUUGGGUGCAAGAAAGUGGUCGAGAAUAUUAAUUCAAGAUAAAGAUAAUGGUUCUCUGGUGUGUGUGUUUACAUGUUGUCGCUGUGGAAUUUGGCAAACAGCCAGAGCUCGUUGUCCUUAAGAGGACUGUAGAGACAGAACAGAGGAUGAAAAUAAUAAUAAUAAUAAUAAUAAUAAUAAUAAUAAUAAUAAUAGCUUGAUGAAUAAGAGGAUCUCAGAGACGAUAUAAAGACCUUAGAGAUGAGAAAAGGAGGAAGAAGGAUGAGUGUAUUCAGAUGAGAACUGAUGAAAGACGAGGAUAAAGUGAAAAGUCAACGAUAACAGCAUCCCAGAGGACGUAACACAAACAAACACUCUAGGACCUUAGACUCAGGCAUGAGGGAUGGUGCGAUAUGGAAAUGAUGAAUUUUAGAGAAUAGAAGAGAUAUGAGGUAAUACAUACAGUCUGCAGUGUUUAUGUUGUGUAUAUGUUUGCGCCAUUCACUUGAGAACGAGAGACGGAUAUUACAAAAACGAAUGAUCUUAUAGUGGAAAAAAACAAGGGAACAAGGCUGCCAUUGUACAGAUAAAAAGACGGGUAGAGAGUGAAACCCGCUGAAGGAAAUGUAGAGUGUGUGUGCAAGGAGCUGGAACUGAUGGAGGGAUAAAAGUAAUAAAAUGAGGGUAGAGGGAAUACAGGGUGAAAGGAAGGAAGAGGGGAAAAAAGGAAGGAGUUGAGUAAAGGAAGGCAGCGUGGAAUAAAGAAAGACAAGAAGAAAGAAAGAAAGAAAGAAAGAAAGAAAGAAAGAAAGAAAGAAAGAAAAUACAGAGAAAAUACAAAGAAAAUACAGAGAACUGGAAAUACCAAGAACAUGGAAAAUACAGGAUGAAAGGAAAAGGAAAAAAGAAAAGUAAAGAGAGUGUGAAAGAAAAAAAUGACAGAAACAACAGGAAAGAUUCAAAAAGAAAGAAAAAUGAAGAAAAAAUGUUUCAUGUUGCAACGAAACAAAAAAGUAAAAGAAAGAAAGAAAGAA
Molecule: messenger RNA, 6224 nt
Organism: Hemibagrus wyckioides
Lineage: Eukaryota; Metazoa; Chordata; Actinopteri; Siluriformes; Bagridae
Gene: grm5b
Product: glutamate receptor, metabotropic 5b
Exons: 9
Coding region: 1641-5207 (1188 amino acids)
Biological process (GO): trans-synaptic signaling by endocannabinoid, modulating synaptic transmission; regulation of synaptic transmission, glutamatergic; G protein-coupled glutamate receptor signaling pathway
Cellular component (GO): postsynaptic density membrane
Molecular function (GO): G protein-coupled receptor activity involved in regulation of postsynaptic membrane potential; adenylate cyclase inhibiting G protein-coupled glutamate receptor activity
Source: RefSeq, a predicted model, not a curated record